Messenger RNA from Clonostachys byssicola, 612 nucleotides. The record is from the annotation of a GenBank genome assembly. NCBI's taxonomy places the organism in Eukaryota, Fungi, Ascomycota, Sordariomycetes, Hypocreales, Bionectriaceae.
AUGGGCCAAAAACACAGCAAACCGUCCCAAAACCAGGGCAAUACCGGCACCACUCAAGUUAGGCCAAAUGCCCCGCCAUCAGAUCAGCCGCCCCCAGCAUAUGAUGAUUGCGCGAAGGCGGCAUGGUUGCCCCGAGAACAUGUUCUGAUCAUCAUCGAGAGCGUUGACCAAAUCAUGAAAGAGGUGGUGGUGGAGCUUGAUGGCGAGCUCGAUGGCUCUCCUGAUGUACUCGUGGCCGCGGGCCAUAUUCGUGAGAGUUGUACGGUGGCUGCCAGAACGGUUACCAGAACCAAGCUACCAAACACGAACUCCGAAGUUCUGUUCGAUGAUAUCAAGGAGCGCCGUACGAUACUUGCGAAACUAGGAAGCUCUCUUACUAAGAGUGUAGCAGAGGACAAACGAGUAGCCGUUAUCCUGAUCUGGGCCAAUGCUGUGACAAAGGCUGCAUACGCAGCCAAGUCAGAUAGCCAGGACUACCGAACAGCGGCAUGGGCUGCUCUGGUAGGUAGAUUUAUGCACGAGCUUGCGGCGGGGUUUGCUAUUAAGAAGUGGCAGAAGAUAAAUGGGGCUUGGCCGUCUAAAGUUGGUGUUUUGCACCGGGGAUUCGUUUAG